AUGACCAAAGGACGCUACAUCGUAAGGACCUCGUUCCUCAUCGUACUCAGUAGUGGUCGUGGCCGUUUAAAUUUGGACCUAUACAGCUUGAAAAAUUCAAACUGUGGCCAUGAAAAUCUGGAUAAUGAGGAUUUACAAAAGGAAGAUGUUGAGGUUGUAAUUAUGGAUAGGUUAAUGAAUUUCUGCAACCAAAAUGGGGAUAGAAUUGAGGAUAUUAAGCCAGAGUUGGCCGAGGUUUUGAGUUUGUUUGAGGAAGUAGAGCCUAGUUUUGAAGAAAUUAAAGAAGCUUUUGAUAUGUUUGAUGAAAAUGGAGAUGGAUAUAUUGAUGCAAGUGAGUUGAUGAAAAUUAUUGGGAGAAUGGGUUUCUCUGAAUUUUCAGUGGAGGAUUGCAAAAAGAUGAUUAUGGCCUUUGAUGAAAACAAAAAUGGAAGAAUUGAAUUUCGUGAAUUUGUGAAGCUCAUAGAGCAGAGCUUUCGGGAACCUGAUCAGAGCUAG
This is a messenger RNA of Nicotiana tabacum (common tobacco), 495 nucleotides long. Lineage: Eukaryota; Viridiplantae; Streptophyta; Magnoliopsida; Solanales; Solanaceae. The record is from RefSeq and is a predicted model, not a curated record.